AUGCAGGAUUUGGGCAUCACCAUUGCACUGCCACGCCUGGCUAUUCUGUUUGAGGCUGCCAACAGCACAGAACCAUUGCAAAUGGGGCUGAAGGCACUCCCUGUCAAAGCCAUGGUGUCAAGCGAGCCCCCUGGGGACAAAGGUGAUGGCAGGGUGAUUGCAGAUGUGGAUGUUGGAGAAUUAUCUGAGAUUUCUGUCACUGCAGCUAUGAAUAUUGGGGGAUCGUUUUUUGUGCACCCUGUCAGCAGUGUUGCUGUAAAGCUGGGAAAAGUUGAUUGCAGCAUUCCUUUUGAUACUGUGCUCCAGCUGGCCCUGUGCAUUGCAGAGAGGAAGACAAAGUUAGCAAAAGGUGUUAAGGGCUUGCCCAUGCAGCAGCUUACAACUCCACCUGCUUCACUGGUGAAGAAUGUAUUGCAGCUACUUCCCAAUGAGGUUGUUUUGGAGACAGCAAACAUAUCAGUUGCGGCUGUUGGUCUUGGAACCGCGGAUACUGGCCGUGUGAGCUGCCACUUGGAUGGUAUUCAUCUUUCAUCAAAAUUGCCUGGAGAUUCACACAAUGUGUGCCUCAGUGGUAAUAUUGGGCCACUAAAGGCAAGGGUUUCUGUUGAAGACAGUCAGACAGCCAUAAAGCUCAUUAUGCCACUGUGCACCACAUCGUUUGCUUUGGACUGGUGUGAAUUCAAAGACAGAAAUGUGUUUUCUGUCAGUUCUGAUGGAACUGUGGACUCACAUGGGCUGAAAUUGAGUGCAAGCGAUGAGCAUGUGUGGGAUUUCAUACGCAUUGCGCUGGGGUUUGUGCAACGCUGGGAACACAGCCAUAAGCAGUUAACUUCCAGACAGAGUGGCAGUGGUGUGGAGGAAAUUUGUGUGAUGGAAGGAAUGCAUGUGGCUGAUGGAUGUGAGGUGGAUGACCAGUCAGGCAAGGAUGAUGGCAAAAAAGGCACUGAAACAUUGGAGGGAAAGGAUCCAGGGUCUUUGCUUGAAGAAGAUCAGUUGCUUGCAGCAACAAAACAGCUCCUAAAGAAGACACCCAUCUCAACCGGCGAUGUUGAUGGUGACACUGGUCAAGUGCUGGCAGCGAGUCCUGGGAAUGUGGGUGCUGAUGCCAUUCCGCUGCAGCUGCAGGGCCGUUGGAACAUCACCAUGAAGCUCUCUCAAGAACUGACUGUUGAACUCAUGGAAAACUCUGACCCACUAUGCACCCUUCAUGCAGAUACGUUGUCAGUCGCUUGCUGGCGACAGAGACCAAUGCCAAGAGUAGAUUCAGGAUUGACUAUCAGCAAAGCCAGUGAGCGCACUGACAGCUUGCCCGAGGACAUCAGCACUGAUGCUGAUGUCCAUUUGGAGCUUGCUGUGAAUGUUGUGGAUUUUGCAGUUGCAUGCAAACCAUUGGAGAAGAACCUUGGGGUCGUGAGCUUGGCUGGGCUGAGCAAAGUCACACUCGGCUGCCUCUUGAAAGCAACCUUGCAGCCUUCGUACACAGUUCACGUUGAUGGCAUCCUUAUGGCCACUGCUCUGCAGGUUAACCUCAGCAAACAGAGUGUGCUGUCUAUUGUUGCAACUGCAGAGCAUGUGGUGAAGAAAUUGAUGCCUGCAAUUGAGAACAUUUGGGCAGUCAGUGAGCAGUCCACUUCAGACAACGGUGUGGACUGUCUGGCAGAGUCAAGGUCACGGAAAAAGGUGACUGUUGACUGGAGUGGUACCGUGGAGGGUGCAAAAGUUUCCUAUGAAACCGAUUUUGCACUGAAAGACAAUCAAGCCCCAGGCAUGUCGGACCCUCAUGUCACUGUUGAAUUGGCCAUGAGCCAGGUUCAAGCUGCUCAGAAAUUUGACGACCGUGGAGCAAAGAUUGAUGUGAAAGAUAUGGCAAUAGAUUUCUACAUUGCCUGUGCGGAGUCUUCUGAUGUGAAGACACAGGAGAAAAUCGAUGUCCUAACCAUAGAAAGGCUAGGUGCCUCCUUUGAGAGGAAGAGUGCUGGCAUUGUGGGCUAUCUGAAAGCCACAAAAGGGCAUGUAAGGGUGCAUGUGGAUCAGCCAUUGGUGGGAUUGCAGAUCGCACAUGAUGCUGUGACUGCUCAGCACAGGAUACAGGAUGUGGUGCAUGCUGUUGUGCAUUGGAAGACAAAGGCAGACGUUGUCCUGAACGAUGAGACUGAACAUGCUGUGGGGAAGCUCCAGAUGGCACCAGCUGACUGUGAGAUGAGCCCCAUGACAAGAGAAUCAGCUUCAACAGCAGAGAAGGGGCCCAAUGUAGCUAUGGAAAUAGAAGUGCAAGAAAUCGCUGUGGAAGCAGCUGUGGGUGAGUUGGACACUCUCACUGUGUUCAUCAGAAAGGCAUUCACCCGAACUGAUGCACCAGACCACAGAGUUCAUGCAGAGUAUAUCCAACUGCUUGUGAAUGGAAAGAGAGUGGUAGAGAGCAUUAACACAAGCGUCAGGGUGCAUGACCCAGCGCCAGUCACACAUCUUGACAGCAAGCGUUAUCACAGCGGGCUUCAGAGGGGCAAGAGGCUGUCCCAAGUGGAGGAGUUGGCUGCAGAGAGAGCUUUGCAACUGGCACAUGCUGUUGUUGGCGAAGGCAGUCCCUUGCACAGCAUGGAUGGGCACCCACUUUCCCCUCCAUUAUCGGUUUCGAGUGAGCAUUUUGAUAGAAGCUCAAGCGAGUCCCCAGCUUCUGUGGCUCCAAGGAGCCUGAAACACUCAAGUUCUGUCAUGGCUGAGCGACGCCGUCAAGCAUACAACAGGCUUGGUGUUGGUGGGUUCAUCGAGUUGGGGAACGAUGGCGUUUUGCCUAGCAUAUUGUCACUUGAGAUCAGUACAGAUUCUGUGUGCAUGGCCAUUCCGCCAGAAGAACAUGUUGGACGUGUCAUCAUGUUUUCAGAACUGUGGUUGAGUGCAGCAAAGCAGGUUGUAGCUGCUUAUGUGCAGCAGCUGAUAUCAACAAUCAACCAGAAACACGCGCAACAGCAAGGAUCAAAAGUCCCCAAUCCGAGGCCUGCCUGUGUGGAAAUCUGGAUAAGGGCAAAGAGCCUGGGUUUCCGUGUUGAAGCGCAUCCACUAGAACAAUGGAUGGCUUUGCAUGGUGUUCUGCUGCGAAAGACAGUUCUGCAGCAGCACUUGUGGUCUUGUGACAGUCAUGGCAAUGAGGAAAAUGUUGCCCAUGGCAGUGAAGGGGACAAGAAGAAGGGCAGCGAUGGCUUGCCUGAGCACCAAAGAGCACAAAAAGCAAAGGAAUGGGCUUCCAUUGAUGUGUUUCAUCGCUAUAAGGAGAAAUGCACUGAGAUCAAGUCUGGAGCAGAAGAGAUGUUGCACCAUCGUGGCGCUUUGCUUCAUGUUGCCAUGUCCCAUGUGGAUGCCCUCAUCAUCGUGGGAGACAAGAGCUGCCCAGAAGUGGUUGAGGCAGCAGUGAAGAACAUCAGGGAGUUUGACAAGCCUUCAAGCGACAGCGUACUGUUCUCCAACGUGCAGCCUUUGUUCUUGAGUGUCCAGGCUGACAACAUGAUGGGGUAUAUUGGGGGCCUGGAGACUGCCAACAUUCCAGCUGUUGCGUUCACUGGUGUGCUUGUUCGUGGUCGUCAACUUACCCACCCACCUCAAACUAUGACAAUGACAUUCAAAGUUGGUCGAUGGCAUUCAGUCGAUCAGAGUCACCCAAUAAAGGGGGCACGCCCACCAAUGAAAGUCUACACAUCAAUGGAGGCUUCACUUGACUCUGCAAGAAUUCAGGGUGGUAUUGGCUUAGAACCAGUGAUUGCACAGAUGGCUGUUGCUUUCAACCGACUGGUCCCGCCAAACAUGGUAAAUAGUAAUGGCACUCUGCAACAAAGUUCAACUCCUGUGCUGAGGCCUUGGGACAAGACCAGGUACAUGUGGAGGGGCACGAUGAAGCUCCAUCUCAAUCAGCUGCAGGCAGCUGUGUCUACAUCAAUAGACCCAAUGGUCUGUAUGCACACGGAGCGAGUUGAGCUGGGGGCAGGUGGAUUGCAUGUCAACGUGAUAGCAGGCGGUGUUAAUGUUGAAGCUGAUGACCUUCGAAUCACGCUUUACAAGUCUUCUCUUCGUUCAGCACCGGACGAUUUGCCUCAAGAAUUCCUGCUUGCUGUUCUUCCAUGUGCAAAAAUGCAGUUUAGGUACAACUGGAAAAUGCCAUUUGGGAGAAACCCCAUUGACCAUUACGCAUACCCUGUUGUCUCUCAAUGCGAUGAAAGUUUGCGCCUUGCCCCAGUAGAUCUGGUCAGACUCUUCCGAGGUGAAGGCUAUGAGUUCUGCAUAACAGCAAAUUUGAAGGGGAAGGAGAGGUCAGUGGGAGAAACCAUUGUGGAUGAUGAAGUGCCAGUGAUUGUGAUGGGUGAGCCUCAUAUCCGGUUCCUGAUUGAUAUGGUCGAAUGUAUGGAAUCCCCUCCAAUCUAUAUUCGUGGAGCUUGGAAGCAAGGAACUUACUUUGUCAAGAAAGGUGCAUCCCUUGAUGCUGGGCCUCCACUUCCCAAACUGCUGCACAAGGUUUGUGUCUCUGCGGAAGUACAACUGAUCGAGGUGAAGCAUAAUGCCCUGGAUGCCGAUGACCCUGGGCACGAUGUCUGGGUCUGCUGUGAGUCUGUCAGAUUUGCGGGGACCUGGGCCUUUAUGGCCAACCUGGAUAGGCUGCAGCGUGUCAAAGCAGGCGAAGUCAUCAACGAUGAGGGCUACGUGUGGAUAGAUGGUCUUCGGCGAAGGCGUCCCAGGGUCAAAUCUCCACCUGACAUGGAGAAUCUUGAGGUCGAAGCCUUCCAGAUUCGUGGAUAUUUACCAGAUCAGCAUGCGACGCACCCACUUGUGUCACGAACCCAAUCUUUGGAUGAGCAAAACUCUCUGCUUCGAGAUCUACUGCACCAAGUUCGUCAGCCAUCACGUGUGCACCUGGGGGCCAGUAUGGAGAGUACAACACCUGCACCUGAUGGUCUGGAUGGUCACAUUCUGUCUGCUACAGCCUUUCUGUUGAGGCAAUUGUCACCACAAGCAUCAACGCAGCAUGACAGAAGUGAUGCUGUCCAGCUACCCAGUGGAGAAACAAAGCGGCCCUUACGCAUUGCUGUCAUGGAUGUGAAGGCGCUGAUGCCUAAAGAAGUUCAAGACGCAGUGUUUUCAGUUUUUGUUCACAUGGCUGCAGCAUUCAGCAGGGCCCCGCAGGCUGCAGACCUUACAGUAGAAACCAGCCCUUCCCAGGGGCCCAAAAGGCAGCCAAGUGUGCCUCAGCCUACGUCGCCAAUGGAAGAAAGACAAGAGGACUCACUUUUGAGCGCUCUUCUACUGCAAGAUCCAGAGAGCAUUGAGAACUCUCCAGAUGAAGCCAUUGCAGCCUCAAUGUCAACACAGGGACGGGACCACGCAAUUGAGGGCUCCAAGUUGAUACUGGAAUUGGAAUUUACACAGGUGCAGCUGAACCUUGCAACAGAUGUUUCAGAAGGGUGUGUUGUCCUUGCAUUGGACAGCGGGGUGUUGAAGCAGCACUUCAAUGAAGAGCAUCAUGAGCAGAUCAUGAGGCUGAGCGUUGACCAUGUCCAGGCCUAUGUUAUGGACACCACUGUUGAUCCUCACAACCCUGUACGCUGGCUUGAGGUAUCCAAUGGCCAGUUGUGCGUGCCACCCGACAGUAUGGACAUGCUUCAAAGGAUCGUCAAGCCUUUCAGUGUCAGCCUGUCACUGACAGGCCUUCUUGUGACCGGACAGGCUCUCUUCCCUGAUCGGCCGGCUGAGGAUCUGGAGUUGGUAUCUCCUGAAAUUGUUGCACAAACAGAGCGAGAACAGUUUGAGAUUAUUGUUGAUGUGAUCAACACAGCCAUGCACCCUUUGCCAACCAUAAAAUGUGUCAAAGACACCGUGCUGGGUCCAACAGGAUCCACUGUGGAAGAUGCAAAUCUGGACAUCAUUGAGGCAAAAUCAGAGUUGAAGUCUCUCUAUGUGAAAUUCAAUGCCCUGAGGCAGGAGGCAUAUGCCGUGUGGACAGCAGGUGAUGAAGGCUCUGUUCUUCACACAAGCCAGUCUGUCUUCCUUGGUGACAAGGGCUUGGACGAGUUGCCUUCCAUGUCAAUGCCAGCCAGCGUGGAUCCUCAGCAAGAAGUGAACAGUUUGCUUCAGUCAGUGCUUGAAAAGGCUGACGGAAUGGUGGCUUCAGCUCCAGGAGAGGAAAAUAUUGCGCAAAAACUGCUGCACUGGAAACUGGAGCAAAAGAUUCGGGAUGCCCUAAAAGAUUGCAAGGAAUCUGCAAAGAAGCUGUCAAUUGUUCGCAAACGUGUCCUUGAGGAGAACAAGCACAAGAGGCUAUACAAAUCCAUGCAUAUGAGGUUUGCAUGUGACCAGAUCACGUGGCAGCUGACAAAGGAUGGAGAGAAAUUCAUGCAGGCACAGAUCCAAGGUUUCAGCUACACCAGCACGAAGAAUAAGGAUCUGUCAGGGGAAUCAAAGAUGUCAGUUCACCGGAUCGAGCUCCGUGACUUACAGAAUCUUGUUGGCGAAACUCCAUCAUUGGACAGAGGAGUCGUUCUGUCUGUGCUUCAGCCAGCAAGUGCCAGUGAAGAAAUGAUUCGAGGCUUGUUUGUGAGAGGGGGACAGACUUCAUCAUUGAUUUACUAUGAACACAUCGAGGUGUGGGUGCACCCUCUUGGCCUGCACUUCACAGAGCAAGCAGCCCGUGAGCUGAGUGCAUAUUUCUUCCCUGCGGAGUCAACACAUCAGAAAAAGAAGCAGCAGGAAGAUUGGGCCAAGGCAGUCACAAGACAUCCUCAAACCAGCACGCAGCUCAGCACGGCUGUAGAAUCUGAGUCUGAGAUAGAAGUGCACAUAGAUACAGCGGAUUUCAUGGAUGGGUCGACUUCACCAUCAGACGAACCGGAAGAGAGGAGUCGGUCGUCGACGACAGAAUUGACCUCCUCCAUGUUUCAGAAUCAGCAAACGAAUGCGCAAUCCCUCCAGACGAAAGAGCACGGCGACCCAGUCGAGCCACCAAGUUUUCUAAUGACGCCACCAAGCAAGAAAGCCAAGGGCCUCUGCAUGCGGCAGAAACUGCACUUUGUUCACUUCAGAUUCAAUCGUGUAGUCACGCAGAUCACAUAUGAAGGUAUGCCUUUUUCGUUUGCAGAUCUGAAGAUAAAACUGGACACUGCAGAGUACAAUCAUAUGGAAGGUCAAUGGGUUAAUGUUCUGAAUCGGUACAAAAACAACGUGAUCACAUCAGUUCUGAAGUCGGUGGCGUCUUCUAUGGGGAGAAAGUUUGUCCCUCCUGGGAGCACUGAUCAUCCUAGGUCAGGUCGCCGAAUUCUUGGGAAGAUCUUCCACAGGAAGAAGCCAAACAAUAGGGAUUCAGAUGAGUUUGGUGAGGAUAGUAGAGAGGAUGCUGACAACCUGGCCACAGUGGAGGAUGAUGGCCAACAUGAGGAAAAGGCCAGCAAAUCGACGACAAAGGACAAAGGAACGAGGCGUCUGCUUGGCCUCAUGGGCCGGUAA
Ostreobium quekettii is the source of this 7479-nucleotide messenger RNA. Lineage: Eukaryota; Viridiplantae; Chlorophyta; Ulvophyceae; Bryopsidales; Ostreobiaceae. The record is from the annotation of a GenBank genome assembly.